AUGAGGCCGUGGAGGCCGGGGCCGAGGUUGUGGACUUCGGCGGAUUCGGGAGAGAGUGUGGCGCCUAGUGUGGCGACUGCGUCGGUGACCCAGUCGGUAUCCGUGGCGAGUGAGGCCAGUGUGGAUGCGAGUGUUGGUUUGGGAGCGGGGGCUGCUCCGGGUUGGGGUGGUGCUCCGGCUCAGGGUCUUGAUGACUUAGUGGUGGGUUUGCUGACGCAGUUAUUGGCUCGUUUUCCGCCAGUGGUUCCACAGGGGCUCCGGGAGUACCUCCAGUGGCAGAGGUGCAGCAGAGGGCUGCGGGUUUGUUCAGCCGCAGGCUGUGGGUUUGAUGGUGCCGCCUAUUUGGAUAUGAUGGGGCACAUGCAGAGGAUUGGUACGCCGUACUUUGAGGGCGGAGUUAGCCAGAGGCGGCAGAUGAGUGGCGUCAGAGAUUGGAGCGGAAUUUCCAGUCUAUCAGAUUUUGGUUUAGUACCAGUUUUGGAGGUUCUCAACGCAAUUGAAUGUGUAGGGACCUUGUUAGUGGGCGGUUUUGAGUCCCACGUUUUAUUCGACUCUGGAGCAUCGAAUUGCUUCAUUACACCGGAGCGUGCCGAGAAGAGUGGCAUCCGGAGUAGCGCGGGCGAGAGCGCGGGCAUGGUCAAGGUGGCGGGAGGUGGAUUCUUGUCUACUUUGGGCCGUGCUAGAGGAGUCGAGAUCGAGAUUGCGGGGCAGUCAAUGCCAGCAGACUUAGUCAUCAGUCCGGUGGAGCUGUAUGACGUUAUUCUCGGGAUGGACUGGUUGUCACACUACAGAGUUCAUCUGGAUUGCUACAGAGGUAGAGUGGUCUUCGAGCGAGAUGCAGGGAGGUUGGUUUAUCAGGGAGUGAGACCGACUUCCGGGAGUAUUGUGAUAUCUGCUAUUCAGGCCGAGCAGUUGUUAGAGCGGGGCUGUGAGGCGUAUCUGGCGACGAUUUCUAUGUCUGAGUCAGGAGCUGGAGUUGUUAUGGGAGAUAUUGAGGUUGUCCAGGAUUUUGAGGAUGUCUUUCAGUCACUGAAGGGAUUACCACCAUCUCGGUCUGAUCCUUUCACGAUUGAGUUAGAGCCGGGGACAGCACCGAUAUCGAAGACGCCUUACAGGAUGGCGCCAGCUGAGUUGGCAGAGCUGAAGAAGCAGAUAGAGGACCUUUUGUCUAAGGGGUUCAUUCGACCGAGUGUUUCACCGUGGGGAGCACCGGUGUUGUUUGUGAAGAAGAAGGAUGGGAGUUUCAGACUUUGUAUCGAUUACAGAGGUCUUAACCGAGUCACUGUGAAGAACAGGUACCCACUCCCGAGGAUUGAUGAGUUGUUGGAUCAGUUGAGGGGUGCUACUUGGUUCUCCAAGAUUGACUUGGCAUCGGGGUAUCAUCAGAUCCCGAUAGAUGAGGCAGAUGUCAGGAAGACUGCUUUCAGGACGCGUUAUGGGCAUUUUGAGUUUGUGGUUAUGCCUUUCGGUUUGACUAACGCGCCGGCAGCCUUCAUGAGAUUGAUGAACGACGAGGAGCAUGCGACUCACUUGAGGUUGGUUCUGGAGAAGCUUCGGGAGCAGAAGCUUUUUGCUAAGUUGAGCAAGUGCAGUUUCUGGCAGCGAGAGAUGGGAUUUCUUGGCCACAUUGUUUCUGCAGAGGGAGUUUCUGUGGAUCCGGCUAAGAUUGAGGCUAUCAGAGAUUGGCCUAGACCUAGUAGUGCCACCGAGAUCAGGAGUUUUCUGGGUUUGGCAGGAUACUACAGGAGGUUCGUCAAGGGGUUUGCUACCAUGGCGCAGCCGAUGACGAAGUUGACCGGGAAGGAUGUCCCGUUUGUUUGGUCAGCUGAGUGUGAGGAGAGCUUUAGUCAGCUCAAGGAGAUGUUGACUACUACACCAGUGUUGGCGUUACCCGAGCCAGGGAAGCCUUACAUGGUGUAUACAGAUGCUUCAGGCAUUGGUCUUGGUUGUGUGCUGAUGCAGGAGGGCAGAGUGAUAGCAUAUGCUUCGAGACAGUGGCAGGGCAGUGAGCGUAACCGUCCUACACAUGACUUAGAGUUGGGAGCAGUGAUCUUCGCGUUGAAGAUUUGGAGGUCUUACUUGCUAGGUGAGACAGUACAGGUCUUCACGGAUCACAAGAGUUUGCAGCAUAUCUUCACUCAGCCGAUGAUGAACGCGAGACAGACGCGCUGGGUUGAGUUCUUGGCGGACUAUCAGGUGAGCAUUAACUACCAUCCGGGCAAGGCUAACCUAGUGGCGGACGCGUUGAGUAGACGGAGGUAUGAUUCCGCAGUUGAGCGAGAUGUGGAGUCUCUAGUUGGCGAGAUCAGUACCUUGCGUUUGUGUGCCAUUUCGCAGGAGCCUUUGGGUUUAGAGGCAGUGGAUCAGGCGGAUCUACUUAGCAGGAUCAGAGUUGCUCAGCAGAGUGAUCAGAGUUUGCUGGAUGCGACUAGAGUGACUGGUUCUGAGUAUGAGGUCUCUGCGAAUGGGACUAUCUUGGUUCGUGGGCGAGUUUGUGUGCCUAAGGAUGUGGAGUUGAGACAUCAGAUUUUGGGAGAGGCUCAUGCGAGCAAGUUUUCCAUUCAUCCAGGAGCGACCAAGAUGUACCAUGACCUCAAGAGGUACUAUCAUUGGGUCGGGAUGAAGAGGGAUGUAGCAGACUGGGUUGCGAAGUGCAACACUUGUGCCUUGGUGAAGGCAGAGCAUCAGGUUCCGGGUGGUCUUUUGCAGAGUUUACCCAUUCCAGAGUGGAAGUGGGACAGGAUUACGAUGGAUUUCGUGGUUGGACUACCUGUUUCGAGGACUUUCGAUGCUAUCUGGGUGAUUGUGGAUCGGUUGACUAAGUCCGCACAUUUCUUGGCCAUCAAGAAGACAGAUGGAGCUGCUGUCUUGGCUAGGAAGUUUGUGCGAGAGAUUGUGAGGCUGCAUGGAGUGCCAGCUAGUAUUGUGUCAGACCGUGAUCCCAGAUUCACUUCAGAGUUUUGGAGAGCGUUUCAGGCAGAGAUGGGCACUAAGGUGCAUCUGAGUACAGCUUAUCAUCCGCAGACAGAUGGUCAGUCAGAGAGGACUAUUCAGACUUUGGAGGAUUUGCUGAGGAUGUGUGUGUUGGAUUGGGGUGGCCAUUGGGCAGAUCACCUGAGCUUAGUUGAGUUUGCAUACAACAACAGCUUUCAGGCGAGUAUUGGCAUGGCUCCAUUUGAGGCUUUGUAUGGGAGGCCAUGUAGGACACCCCUAUGCUGGACCCAAGUGGGGGAGCGCAGCAUGUAUGGAGCUACUUAUGUUCAGGAGACGACAGAGAAGGUUCGUGUUGUGAGGCUGAACAUGAAGGAGGCUCAGGAUAGGCAGAAGAGUUAUGCAGAUAGACGCAGACGAGAGCUUGAGUUUCAGGUGGAGAUAGAGUUUAUCUCAAGAUGGCUAUGUUGA
This is a messenger RNA of Microthlaspi erraticum, 3402 nucleotides long. The record is from the annotation of a GenBank genome assembly. NCBI's taxonomy places the organism in Eukaryota, Viridiplantae, Streptophyta, Magnoliopsida, Brassicales, Brassicaceae.